Messenger RNA from Microcebus murinus (gray mouse lemur), 2849 nucleotides. RefSeq names its product lysine-specific demethylase 4D-like. Gene Ontology annotation, molecular function: histone H3K9 demethylase activity. The record is from RefSeq and is a predicted model, not a curated record. NCBI's taxonomy places the organism in Eukaryota, Metazoa, Chordata, Mammalia, Primates, Cheirogaleidae. Gene Ontology annotation, cellular component: nucleus; chromatin. Gene Ontology annotation, biological process: chromatin remodeling; regulation of gene expression.
AGUCGGCGUGACGACAAUAAGGGGCGGGGCUGAAACGGCCCAGGGGGCGGGCGUUUGAAAUCGGUGCCUUAGAGUAGACCCUAAACAUCAUUUUAUACCUUCAAGAACCAAUUACUUAAUGUCUCUUCCGUCUUUUCCUUCCCCGACCCCCUUCCAGACUCCAUCAUUCUGGUACCGCGUGGACGGAAAGCCCCGGGUAGCCGACACCACGUUCCCGGCUAGCGGGAGAGAGCGUGGAAAAGGAUUACACCAAACUGUUUAAAUUCAACGGCUCCUGCUUCCAUCCUUUCUCCUGUGCUAGACCCAACAAGCCUAGGGAGUUGGGCUACGGAAAAACUAGUGUUUUCAUUUAAUUGGAUAUGAAGAAAGAACAAAUAUGUACGAGGGCAACCACGAUCUUUAUAAAGAUUUCAUUUUAAAGACUGCCCUGAAGUCCUAUUCUGCUAUAUUUGGGUCACCCACUCAGGUCUGAGUAAUUCAAUAGACUUCAAGAGAACAGAGGCAGGGAGCAACUGAGAAACAUAACAGAGUUGCAAGCACAGACAUCAUCAGUCCCUGGGUAAAGCUGCUACCCAGAGUGGAGUCUCCCUGGUGCACCAAUAAGCCUAAGAAAGAGUAUCAUCCCAUUUGCAAAAACGUUGGCUGGUAGAUCCUGCUACCUCAUACAUACAACAACCCAAUUUUUUACAAGUAGUAUUUUCCUGCAUCCUCAACUAUCUAGAACAUACCUAAACACUGGGAGUUUGCUGCUUAUUACAUUGAACUAUGAAGUCUAAGGCCAACUGUGCCCAGAAUCCAAACUGUAGUAUAAUGAUAUUUUAUCCAACCAAAGAAGAGUUUAACGAUUUUGAUAAAUAUAUUGCUUACAUGGAGUCCCAAGGUGCACACCGAGCUGGCCUAGCCAAGGUCAUUCCACCCAAGGAGUGGAAAGCCAGACAGACCUAUGAUGACAUCAGUGACAUCUUAAUAGCCACUCCCCUCCAGCAGGUGGCCUCUGGGCAGGCAGGGGUGUUUACUCAAUACCAUAAAAAGAAGAAAGCCAUGACCCUGGGGGAGUAUCGCCAUUUGGCAAACAGUGAAAAAUAUCGGGCUCCACCACACCUCAAUUUUGAAGAUUUGGAGAGAAAAUACUGGAAGAAUCGCAUCUAUGAUUCACCAAUUUACGGUGCUGAUGUCAGUGGCUCCUUGUUUGAUGAAAAUACUAAGCAAUGGAACCUUGGGCACCUGGGAACCAUUCAGGACCUACUGGAGCAGGAAUGUGGAGUUGUCAUCGAAGGCGUCAACACUCCCUACCUCUACUUUGGCAUGUGGAAGACCACCUUUGCUUGGCACACGGAGGACAUGGACCUUUACAGCAUCAACUACCUGCACUUCGGGGAGCCCAAGACGUGGUACGCGGUGCCCCCAGAACACGGCCAGCGCCUGGAACGCCUGGCCCGGGUGCUGUUCCCCGGCAGUUCCCGGGGCUGUGAGGCCUUCCUGAGGCACAAGGUGGCCCUCAUCUCGCCCACUGUCCUCAAGGACAAUGGGAUUCCCUUCAGUCGCGUGACUCAGGAGGCUGGAGAGUUCGUGGUGACGUUCCCCUACGGCUACCAUGCUGGCUUCAACCAUGGCUUCAACUGCGCGGAGGCCAUCAACUUCGCGACCCCGCGGUGGAUCGAUUAUGGCAAAGUGGCUUCGCAGUGCAGCUGCGGGGAGGCCAGGGUGACCUUUUCCAUGGACGCCUUCGUGCGCAUCCUGCAACCCGAGCGCUAUGAGCUGUGGAAACGCGGGCAAGAUCGGAUAGUUGUGGACCACAGGGAGUCCAGAGCGCCAGCCAGCCAGGAGCUGACCACCUGGAGGGAGGUCCAAGCGCCUGGGAAAGCCAGGCUGGGCCUGAGGCACCUCCCAUCCCGCCGGGCCCUGCAUCCCCCUGGGCCUGUGGCCGCCAGUGUUCGUACCCGCAGCCGUGCCCCUGUGCACUCUUCUCCCCUUCGUGGAUCUGUGGCCAGUAGCACUGCUACCCAGCCUGGGGCCACGGCCAACCACAGUUCCCGACAACCCAGCACCACCCCACCGCCCACCCUGGGUCUGUCGGCACGAAUUCUCCACCCACCAAAGAGCAGAAAUGGUCGCGGUCGUCGUCAUCAGGAACUGGGCGCUCAGGUGCCGACUCUCCAUGCUCCCACUAAGAGGCGCUUGGUGGACACAACUUGCACAGUUCUGGGGCCUAAGGCUCAGCUCCAGCCUGAGGAUGGUGCUUCGAUAGACAAGCCUGCACCACUGAGUCCCUGAACCCCUAAUCCUCCCGAUCUUCCCAAAGUUCCAGGGUGCUGCUGGGCUCCUGUCGCCUAAGCCCACGGACUGCCUUUAUUCCUCACUGCUCUGCUGUGUGGUAGGAGGCUUGCUGAGACUGGUCACAUUUACAUCUCAGAGCUUUGGCAGAGUUUGCAGGACACUGGUCAUGCAUGAGAGAGCCCAUAUGGUGAUUCCAUUGGAUGCUGCUGAAUUUGUAGUAGUUGACAAGUUAGCUAUACUUCGUUCUUCCUCCCAGACCCUAGAAUGUCUUUGGACACUGCUAACUUCUGGGUCUCUAGCUGCGGUUUCAUCCACUGGACAAACUUGUGUCUUUCUGAGAGCUAGGUACUGCUGAGAUCGCUGGAACCUGACUUACGCCAAGCUCCCAUCCUCUGGGCCAACUGUGGUGGUUGCUGAACUUUUGAAGAAUCCUGGAUUCCUUCCCCUUCAGUCUUCCUCCCUCUUCUUUUUCCCUCCCCCUAGCCCUUUUCAUGCAAAAGUUUUACCUUCUUACAGAUGAGGUUAGUAGAACCCCAGAAUAAAAUAUAUGACUUUUUUGAGUUAUUCAUGUA